Penicillium nucicola is the source of this 1173-nucleotide messenger RNA. Its product is annotated as zinc-binding alcohol dehydrogenase family protein. The coding region runs from base 1 to 1173 and encodes 390 amino acids. The record is from RefSeq and is a predicted model, not a curated record. Gene Ontology annotation, molecular function: oxidoreductase activity, acting on NAD(P)H. The transcript has a single exon. Lineage: Eukaryota; Fungi; Ascomycota; Eurotiomycetes; Eurotiales; Aspergillaceae.
AUGUCCACUCACCUUGCCGCCGUCUGCCCAGCCAAAGGGCAGCCUUUUGUGCUUCAACCCCGCCUGACCCCAAAGCCAGGACCGGACGAGCUCCUGAUCGCUGUCAAAUCUGUGGCCCUCAAUCCAGCGGAUGCCAUCAUGCGAGACCAAGGCCUUCUCGUAGCUAGGUAUCCCACAGUCCUUGGGUUCGAUAUGUCCGGUUUAGUCUUGGAGAUCGGCGAGAAUGUUCCUACCAAUGCUAGUGAAGAUGAUACAGGCCCAGUUUUCCGACCGGGUAUCACCCGCAUCGCCGCCUACGCUGCGUCCGUUUGGAAGUCAUGCGACCCAGACUAUGGCGCAUUUCAAGAACGGUGCCUGGUCCCCUGGCAGCAUGCUGUACCUCUACCGGAUGAAAGCAUUUCUUGGAAUCAGGCCGCCACUCUACCUGUUGCCAUCGAGGUACCUCUCAGCGCAUGGGAUGCCAUGGGCAUACCUCGGACAGGAGAUACCUCUGCGUCUGCUCCUGUCUCUUCUGGACCUGUUAUUGAUAUCGGUGGUGCCAAGGGAAGGCCCACUACAGAGAAGCUUGAAGCUCUCCUGAUCUGGGGUGCAUCUUCUAGUGUCGGCACGAUGGGUGUACAAACAGCACGGUUGCUGCGAGAAGAUGUCAAUUCUUCUUUUGCAGCUGUAUACGCCACAGCAGGAUCAGCGAAUCAUGAUUAUGUGCAUUCUUUGGGCGCGGACCGCCUCUUUGACUACAAAGACUCACAGGUUGUGGAUGUGAUCAUCUCAGCAGCGAAGGAGGACGGGCUAGUGAUUAGGUACUGCUUUCUUGCUACAGGAGAGCUGGAAAAAUGCCAGGCUGUACUCAAGGGAUUCAUCGAGGAAAUUCAAGGAGAAAAUGGGACAAAAGUCUCCAAGAUCGCAUCUGCACCCCUGCUUCCUCCGAGCGCCGAGGUAAUUAGCGGAUUGGAGACGAUAUUUGUGGUCCCGUCAAUGGUGGAAGCGGAGAGGUUGGAGCAGUUUCGAUACUGGCUUGGAAUGUGGCUCAAGGCCAAUUUGGCCAAGGGGGCCAUCAGGCCAAGCCCAGAGCUGGAAGUUGUGGGAAAGAGCUUGGGGGCUAUCAAUACUGGGUUGGACAAACUGCUCUUGGGUGUGAGUUGUACAAAGCUGGUUCUAGAGAUCACGGGUUGA